Malassezia globosa CBS 7966 is the source of this 1575-nucleotide messenger RNA. RefSeq lists its product as uncharacterized. The record is from RefSeq and is a predicted model, not a curated record. Bases 1 to 1575 code for a protein of 524 amino acids. The transcript has 2 exons. Gene Ontology annotation, molecular function: protein binding. Gene Ontology annotation, cellular component: mRNA cleavage and polyadenylation specificity factor complex. NCBI's taxonomy places the organism in Eukaryota, Fungi, Basidiomycota, Malasseziomycetes, Malasseziales, Malasseziaceae.
AUGUCGCUUGACGUAGGGCCUUCGUCCUCACAGUCGCAACAUCUAUCACCUAAUCUAAGUCAUCAGGUGCCGCACAAGCGGCGAUGUGUCACCUACUGGAAGCCUAGCAAAUACCUCGAUGAGCCUAGGCCACCCGCGCCGGAUGCGCGCGAGAGGGAAGAGGAAGCUGCCACAGCGACGGCCAUUGCUGCUGGCUACGAAGGGAGACGUGCUCGGCGUUACAUGCAUAGACGGACUGUUGAUUAUUGGGGUACUAUUUCCGUGUGGAAGCGGCACCGUGGGCAACAAUGUACUCCACGACAUGAUGCAGUGUUGCGUCCCAGUCCCCACCAAGUGAUUCACCUACUCCCACCAGCAGCAUACGCCGAGUCUGCAUCAUCUGUCGCAAAUGUUCCUGUACAUACAUCGACUAACAAAGUGCGGUGCUCUGUGAAUAUUGUGCGUUGGUUACCUGAGGCUCGGCGGCUUCUUACGGGUUCGACUAGUGGCGAGUUCACACUAUGGAAUGGCCUAACUUUCAACUUUGAAACUAUUCUUCAAGCUCAUGAUUCUGCCGUGCGAGCGAUGGAGUGGUCCCAUUCUGGCUCAUGGCUUGUGUCGGCGGAUCAGAAUGGCCAAAUUAAGUACUUUCAAAGCAAUAUGAAUAAUUUGCAGGCAUUUCCUGGCCAUCGCGAUGCCAUCCGUGGAUUGAGCUUUGCGCCUGAUGAUCAACGUUUCGUGACAGCCUCUGAUGAUAGCACACUGAAAAUCUGGGGGUUCGACGAGGCCCAAGAAGAAUCGACAUUGAAGGGACACGGCUGGGAAGUCAAGUGCAUUCAAUGGCAUCCAACACAGGCACUUCUCGUCUCCGGCAGCAAAGAUAACUUGGUCAAGUUUUGGGAUCCACGUUCAGGUACCGAUCUGGGAACAUUUCAUGGCCACAAAAACACCGUGCAAUCCGUGCGCUGGAAUCCGGAUGGUCAUGUUGUUGCGUCCGCGUCGCGUGAUCAGUCGAUAAAGCUUUACGAUAUCCGAGCUAUGGCAGAACUUGACACAUUCAAAGGGCAUUCGAAAGAAGUUUGCAGUCUAGAGUGGCAUCCCUUUCAUCACGACUUGCUUGUCUCCGGCGGCUCUGACGGAUCUAUUCUGUACUGGUCUUUGCGCUCGUCGAUACCCUCUUCGCCUAUUCAUACGAUUGAAGCGGCCCAUGAAUCCAAUGUAUGGAGUCUCCAGUGGCAUCCGCUGGGUCAUCUUCUAGCCAGUGGCAGCAACGACCAUACCACACGCUUUUGGAGUCGAAGUCGACCUGGGGAGCAUGUAGAGAGUCAAGACGAAGGGGACACCGCAGCCUCUGAUGAUCGGUGGGGUACAUAUGUGACAUCUUCAUCCUCAUCUGUACCAUCUGAACAAGACGAUGUUAUUCCGGGUCUAUCUACACGAAAGCCACUUGCUCCGAAUCACAUUUCCAAAGAGUCAGUACAUUUAAUGACAAACAACGACGACAUGAUUCCAGGCCUCGGCAACUCAAGUGCCUGGGCCCGUCAGACACAUCGCCGAGCUGAACGCCGACGGGCGAAUCCUGGCGGUUGGUACUAG